Molecule: messenger RNA, 810 nt
Organism: Drechmeria coniospora
Lineage: Eukaryota; Fungi; Ascomycota; Sordariomycetes; Hypocreales; Ophiocordycipitaceae
Product: Legume-like lectin
Exons: 2
Coding region: 1-810 (269 amino acids)
Biological process (GO): endoplasmic reticulum organization; Golgi organization; endoplasmic reticulum to Golgi vesicle-mediated transport
Cellular component (GO): Golgi membrane; endoplasmic reticulum membrane; COPII-coated ER to Golgi transport vesicle
Molecular function (GO): D-mannose binding
Source: RefSeq, a predicted model, not a curated record
AUGCAAAGUCGAUGGUUCGACUUUGGAGGAGAUGCCAUCAUUCGGACCGACUCGUACAUUCGCCUGACAUCCGAUCUCCCCUCACAGUCGGGGUACCUCUUCUCCCGCGUACCGCUGACGGCGACCAACUGGGAGGUUGAGGUCGAAUUCAAGAUCUCUGGCAAGAAUCAGCUCUACGGUGAUGGCUUUGCCAUGUGGAUCACCAAGCAGCGAGCUCAGCCGGGACCGGUUUUCGGCUCGACCGAUCGCUUCGAGGGCUUGGGCAUCUUCGUCGACACGUACAAGAACAAUCGGCCGGGCAUCGUCUUCCCCUACGUCAUGGCCAUGUUUGGCGAUGGGAAGACGUCGUACGACAAAAACAACGACGGCAAGGAUGCCGAGCUCGCGGGAUGCUCGGCGCGAGGCAUCCGCCACGCCUCCGUUCCGACCAAGAUGCGCCUGACGUACAUCCAGGACAAGCAGCUCCGGCUAGAGCUGCAGUACCAAACCGAGGACGAGUGGACGGUGUGCUUCGAGACGGACUCGCCGCCGGCGAUCCCAAACAUUGCCUACCUGGGCUUCAGCGCCGAAACGGGCGAGCUGAGCGACAACCACGACAUCAUCUCGGUGACGGCCAAGAACCUCUACAGCAACCCCGGAGCGCCGAGCCCGGCGCAGAAGAAGAAUGGCCAGCCUGCCAGCCACCCGAACCAGCAAGGCGGCUCCUGGACGUGGUUCUUUGCCAAGGUCUUCAUGUUCUGCCUCGUUGUCGGCGGUGGAUACAUCGGCUUCACGGCCUACAGGGCGAGGACCAAGAGCCAUCGGUUCUAA